GUUAUUUCAAACAAUGGCAAGAACCAAGCAAACCGCCCGUAAAUCCACUGGAGGUAAAGCUCCGAGAAAGCAGCUGGCUACUAAAGCCGCUCGUAAGAGCGCACCCGCUACCGGUGGCGUUAAAAAGCCUCAUCGUUACAGGCCCGGUACUGUGGCUUUGAGAGAAAUUCGUCGUUAUCAAAAGUCUACUGAACUGCUAAUUCGCAAACUGCCUUUCCAGCGUCUGGUCAGAGAAAUCGCUCAAGAUUUCAAGACGGAUCUGCGUUUCCAGAGCUCUGCUGUCAUGGCCCUGCAGGAGGCUAGCGAGGCUUAUUUAGUUGGACUGUUUGAGGACACCAACUUGUGCGCCAUCCACGCCAAGAGAGUGACCAUCAUGCCCAAAGACAUUCAGCUGGCCCGCCGCAUUCGCGGAGAACGCGCUUAAAUCAACAGCUGUGUCAGUCCUAUAAACC
Messenger RNA from Labeo rohita (rohu), 452 nucleotides. Its product is annotated as histone H3. Bases 14 to 424 code for a protein of 136 amino acids. Gene Ontology annotation, molecular function: DNA binding; structural constituent of chromatin; protein heterodimerization activity. Gene Ontology annotation, cellular component: nucleosome. The record is from RefSeq and is a predicted model, not a curated record. The transcript has a single exon. Lineage: Eukaryota; Metazoa; Chordata; Actinopteri; Cypriniformes; Cyprinidae.